Alosa alosa (allis shad) is the source of this 2491-nucleotide messenger RNA. RefSeq names its product rho-related GTP-binding protein RhoE-like. Gene Ontology annotation, molecular function: GTP binding; GTPase activity. The coding region runs from base 374 to 1051 and encodes 225 amino acids. The record is from RefSeq and is a predicted model, not a curated record. NCBI's taxonomy places the organism in Eukaryota, Metazoa, Chordata, Actinopteri, Clupeiformes, Clupeidae. The transcript has 5 exons. Gene Ontology annotation, biological process: small GTPase-mediated signal transduction.
AAUAGGUAGCCUUUCUCCUGGUCACUACUUUCUUGUCCUCUUUUCACACAUGCUAAUCACGGUGUUCACUGGUGGACGCCCAUAGACCCAUUGGCAUCGGUUCCUCUUUAACGCUGGGAAAUUAUUUCUGCAACUUUAACUGCAUGAAUAUUUCAGUGAUUUUUUGGGGAGUCGGCCCGCACUACAGCAGUACCUCAGUGUGUCAGCAAGGCUCCAACUUUGUGGUACAGAGAGAAUGUCCAAAUGUAUGAAGGUUGAUGGAUCGUUUGAAGAGUAACAGAGCCAGUGCGAGUGAGUUAUAGAGGAAUCCCUCUCACGGACGAAGUCUAUCUUUGGAUUAAUGAAGGAGUGGAUGUAGAUGAUUUCUUGAAGGAUGGAGCAUAUUCACGACAUGAAAUGCAAAAUAGUGGUCGUUGGGGAUAGUCAGUGUGGAAAAACAUCACUGCUGAGCGUAUUUGCGAAAGACUGCUUUCCAGAGGGAUACGCUCCAACGGUGUUUGAAAACUACACUGCUAGUUUUGAAAUCGACACUCAAAGAGUUGAAUUGAGGCUUUGGGACACAUCUGGGUCACCUUACUAUGACAACGUGCGCCCACUGUCCUAUCCUGAUGCCGAUGCAGUCCUCAUCUGUUUCGACAUUAGCCGCCCAGAGACUUUGGACAGUGUGCCAAAAAAGUGGAAGGGCGAGGUGCAGGAGUUCUGCCCCAACACGAAGAUCCUGUUGGUGGGAUGCAAGUCAGACCUACGCACAGACCUCUGCAAUUUCGUGGGAUUCUCCAAUCAUGUCCCGACCCCCGUGUCAUAUGACCAGGGACUGAACAUGGCCAAGCAGAUCUCGGCUCCCUACCUGGAGUGCUCGGCCCUGCAGUCUGAGAACAGCGUGAGAGACAUUUUUCACGUGGCCACUCUGGCCUGCGUCAACAAGGGCCACAAGAAUGUGAAACGCCACAAGUCUUCGAGGGCCACCAGGAGGUGGCCCAGUCGACCAGAACUGGGGACCGUAGUUUCUGACCUUAACAAAUCCAAAGCUAAGAGCUGCACCGUCAUGUGACAUGGGAAAAGAAUGUACACGGUGAACGUAUGACUUUCUUGGGAUUAUUGUUUUUAAGCUGUGUGAUCCCCCCACUCUCUUUUGGAUUUUGUAUGAUAAGCCAUCUAUCCUUAGAACGCUAAUGAAGGGAAGGGACAAUCUUUUGCACUUUAAAUGUAAUGUGGAAACACAAAAGGAAGUAUUAUUGGGAGAGCCGUUUACGGACUUCACCAAGACCGAAACGUUUAAUGAAGACCAAGCCCUGGAUGACAUGCCUGGACUUGUUCCUGAUCUUUUUUUUUGUCCUCAAAAUGCAUCUGGUACUUGGUGUCCCCAAAGGUGCUUCAUUUAGAGGUGAACCAUAAAGUGUGUCUGUCUUCCUGGUACUGAGAGUGAUUUAGGGCCACUAGGGUGACCUAAAGGAAGAUAUUAAUGUAGGUACAUAUGAUGUGCUCUCUAUGUAGAUUGUCAAAAUAGAUAUAGAUGUGUGUGUGUGUGUGUGUGUGUGUGUGUGUGUGUGUGUGUGUGUGUGUGUGCGUGUGUGUGUGUUUUCCCUUUGGAAUACACUGUGCUUUCCAGUGCUAUCCAGCAGUGCAAACCACUGAGUUCCCAUAAAAUCAUUUUCAAACCUGCAUUCCUUUGUACUUAGGUGUGGUUUCAGAUCCUCAUGGUUUGCCUGCAAAUCACAACUAAUGCAUUCAAAAGCCACAGUUGUCAGUGAUCAUUUCUCUGUGUACUUUUAUAGAAUAAAUCAGAACAGCUACUGGCAAAGAUUUCUUAUUAGAAUUAUACCUCUUUCUUGUGUCAUGGUGUAUGGAUGGAUGAACUUUAUAUUAUAUACGAAUGUUGUAUAAUUUUUGGUGUAACAAAAGAGUCAGUAGACAAGGCCUCCCAGUGAUGGGGAUUCUUGAUAAGUCAAGAGUUCAAAGAAGAUUCUGUUUCCUUUAGAUAUACCAUGAUGAAAAGAGUACCAGUAACUACAUUUAUGGAACACCUCCUUGCUAGCCAUAGCCUUUAUUUGUAGUAUUAGAUCCCCAAGUCAGAUACAUUGCAACUAUGUAUGGGGAUUUGCGAAUUGAUGUGCACAGGUGAAACAGAACUGAACAGUAUUUCACAGCCUAGUGAGGGAAAACCACAGCAUGAAGAUUCACCAUUUUUCUGAACCAGCUGUUGCCCUCCGUACUCUCCAGUUAAGGCAUACAAGCCACAGAGCUGCAUAAGGGUGAUAAUGUGCUAUAUGUGUUUUCAGCAUCCAACCUACUGUAUACAUGUUACAGGAAAAGUGAUAAAACGAUUAAAAAGUUACAAAUAAACAAAUUGAAGAAAAAAGCAUAGAUGCAAGAGGAGUUGACCUCUUAAAAAUGAAUGAAGAAAAUGAAUGAAGGUGUACAGUAGUUGAUAUAUUAAAAAGGAAGCAUCUAACUGUGGCCAUUAUAUGAUAUAAAAGUAUUUUUUAACAUG